Molecule: messenger RNA, 3149 nt
Organism: Cygnus olor (mute swan)
Lineage: Eukaryota; Metazoa; Chordata; Aves; Anseriformes; Anatidae
Gene: DDX41
Product: DEAD-box helicase 41
Exons: 16
Coding region: 41-2155 (704 amino acids)
Biological process (GO): mRNA splicing, via spliceosome
Cellular component (GO): spliceosomal complex
Molecular function (GO): ATP binding; RNA helicase activity; RNA binding
Source: RefSeq, a predicted model, not a curated record
CUUCCGGCGGGCGCCAUUUUGUAUCCGGGGCGGCGGCGCCAUGGAGGCCGCGGCGGGCAGGAAGCGGCAGCGGGAGGAGGCGGCCGAGUCGUCCGAGCUGUCCGGGGAGGAGGAGGACGCUGACUACGUGCCCUACGUGCCGGUGAAGCAGCGCAAGCAGCAGAUGCUGCAGAAGCUGCUGCAGAUGCGGCGGAAGGUGGUGUCGGAGGAGGAGCAGCGGGACAGCGGCGGCGAGCAGCGCGGCGACGAGGAUGACAUCCCCCUGGGGCCACAGUCUAACAUCAGCCUGCUGGACCAGCACCAGCACCUCAAGGAGAAAGCGGAAGCUCGGAAGGAGUCGGCCAAAGAGAAGCAGCUGAAGGAGGAGGAGAAGAUCCUGGAGAGCGUGGCGGAGGGCCGAGCCCUGAUGUCAGUGAAAGAGAUGGCAAAGGGUAUCACCUAUGAUGAUCCCAUUAAAACCAGCUGGAGAGCACCUCGUUACAUCCUGGGCAUGUCCGAGGCCCGGCACGAUCGCGUCCGCAAGAAGUACCACAUCCUGGUGGAGGGGGAGGGCAUCCCGCCUCCCAUCAAGAGCUUCAAGGAGAUGAAGUUUCCAGCAGCUAUCCUGAGGGGCCUGAAGAAGAAGGGAAUCCAGCAGCCAACGCCUAUACAGAUCCAGGGCAUCCCAACGAUCCUCUCGGGAAGGGAUAUGAUCGGCAUUGCCUUCACUGGCUCUGGGAAGACCUUGGUGUUCACCCUCCCCGUUAUCAUGUUCUGCCUGGAGCAGGAGAAGAGGCUGCCCUUCUCCAAGCGGGAGGGACCCUACGGGCUCAUCAUCUGUCCCUCCCGGGAGCUGGCCCGGCAGACGCACGGCAUCAUCGAGUACUACUGCCGCCUGCUGCAAGAGGACGGCCUGCCCCCGCUGCGCUGCGCCCUCUGCAUCGGGGGCAUGUCCGUCAAGGAGCAGAUGGAGACCAUCAAACAUGGCGUGCACAUGAUGGUGGCGACCCCGGGCCGCCUCAUGGACCUGCUGCAGAAGAAGAUGGUGAGCUUGGACAUCUGCCGCUACUUGGCCUUGGACGAGGCUGACAGGAUGAUCGACAUGGGCUUCGAGGGGGACAUCCGCACCAUCUUCUCCUACUUCAAGGGCCAGCGGCAGACGCUCCUCUUCAGUGCCACAAUGCCCAAGAAGAUCCAGAACUUCGCCAAGAGUGCCCUGGUGAAGCCCAUCACCAUCAACGUAGGGCGAGCGGGUGCUGCCAGCCUGGACGUCGUGCAGGAAGUGGAGUACGUGAAGGAGGAGGCCAAGAUGGUGUACCUCCUCGAGUGCCUGCAGAAGACUCCGCCACCCGUGAGUAACGCGCUCUGGCUGCCCCGGGCACGCCGCAGCCCCCAGCUGGGUGCUGGCUGGCAGCGGGGACGUGGCCGUGGCGCUGCCAGGCUCUGCCCUGCGUGGGGGCGGGCGCAGGAGGGAGCCGUGCUCCGUGUCGGUGCGGGGCCUGGAGCCGUCGCAGCCCCAGUUGGGCGGGAGGGAACGGGUUUCUCGGGGCGCCGUGCUCUUUGCCAGCACGCGCAGGCCGCUUUUGCCAAGGUGUCUGCGUCGUGGCAGGUGCUGAUCUUUGCGGAGAAGAAGGCCGACGUCGAUGCGAUCCACGAGUACCUGCUGCUCAAGGGCGUGGAGGCUGUGGCCAUCCAUGGGGGCAAAGAUCAGGAGGAACGGACGAAAGCCAUCGAGGCCUUCCGGGACGGGAAGAAGGACGUGCUGGUUGCCACCGAUGUCGCUUCCAAGGGCCUGGACUUCCCGGCCAUCCAGCACGUCAUCAACUACGACAUGCCGGAGGAGAUCGAGAACUACGUUCACCGCAUCGGGCGCACGGGCCGUUCAGGCAACACCGGCAUUGCCACCACCUUCAUCAACAAAGCCUGCGACGAGUCGGUGCUCAUGGACCUGAAGGCUCUGCUCCUGGAGGCGAAGCAGAAGGUGCCACCCGUGCUCCAGGUGCUGCACUGCGGGGACGAGACCAUGCUGGAGAUCGGAGGGGAACGCGGCUGCGCCUUCUGCGGCGGCCUGGGCCAUCGCAUCACGGACUGCCCCAAGCUGGAGGCGAUGCAGACCAAGCAAGUCAGCAACAUCGGCCGCAAGGACUACCUGGCCCACAGCUCCAUGGACUUCUAGCCUGGCUGGGUUUCGGUUCCCUUUCAGCCGGGGCUCGCAUUCCAGAACCCAGAGCGGGCCUGGACCGGAGGCCUCUCCUGCGCUGCUGUCGCCUGGUCUUGGGGCUGUUGCUCGCCCAAACUCCUGCGCUAGGUGUGUGGAGCAGUACUGCAGCAGCCCACUACAGCAGCACGCUGCUGUGAGGUGCUGAGCAAGCAGGUAGCGGCGCCCAGUGGGACGAGGAAGCUCCAGGGGCUGCUCCCCCUGCCCAGUGGUGUGUCCAGGGUCUUACACGCUGCCCCCCAAAGCCCCUCAGCCUCGCCCCCGUACCUCGUUCCGUGCGUCCUCAGCUCGUGGCUGUUCCCGUUGCCACCAAAAGAGCCCUGAUGCAGCCGGGCUGGGCGCGCCGCGCUCGCGUCGGGCGGUCCCCUGAGAGCUUCCCCCGCUCUCGCGGCAUGCGUUCUGCCCCGCUGCCCCCCUGCGAGAGGAAGGGCGGACGGACACCUCCUGUGGCCCAGCCUCUGCCCCUCAUCCCACACACCAAAAAGGGGAAGUCUCUGCGAGAAGGAAGUCCGUCUGCCCCGCGCAGUUGCUUCGGCUGCAGUCACGUUUCUGUGCCGCUGCCUGCCCGAGUCCCGGAGCCUCGCACUGACCGCCGGGGCUGCGCGGGGCCCAUGGAGAGCCCGGUGAAGGAUGGCAUCCUCUACGUGCAGCACUGCAAGUUUGGGAAGGUAAAGGGCAGAGGGGGGAUUUGAGGCUGGCUACAGGGUUUGCCCUGAUCCGUUUUCACGCUAGGCCUGCACCCCCCGCUGCUGGGGAAGGGGGGGAGCGGAGCCAGACCCCUUUGGGCCCCCCAGGGCGAGCCCUGCGCUCCGUAGCCCCCCCCCAGCGGGCUCCCCCGCGGCCCAGGGGACCCAUCCGUGCGGGCACCUGCUGGUGCUCAGCCCCGCGUGCUGUGUCCCUCUCCUCGCUCGGUCACCGCCGGACUCCUGAUGAAUAAAGGCGUGGUAACGAG